Molecule: messenger RNA, 1640 nt
Organism: Arabidopsis arenosa
Lineage: Eukaryota; Viridiplantae; Streptophyta; Magnoliopsida; Brassicales; Brassicaceae
Source: the annotation of a GenBank genome assembly
GUUUGGAGUGUCUCUAUAGGUAAACAUGGUAGAAGAAGAAGCAAGAAAAGAAGCCAUGGCUAAAUCAGAAUCUGGCGGGAAGAUAACGUUUUUUGUGGUGGCUUCAUGUGUCAUGGCCGCCAUGGGAGGUGUCCUAUUUGGCUACGACAUCGGGGUUUCAGGUGGAGUGAUGUCAAUGGGGCCAUUUCUGAAAAGAUUUUUCCCAAAAGUGUAUAAGCUCCAAGAAGAAGAUAGAAGAAGAAGAAACAUUAAUAACCAUUAUUGUCUUUUCAAUAGCCAACUUCUUACGUCCUUCACAUCUUCUCUAUACGUUUCUGGCUUCAUCGCUACUCUGUUAGCUUCAUCAGUGACUCGUUCUUGGGGUCGCAAGCCCUCUAUAUUUCUUGGUGGCGUGGCCUUUCUCGCCGGCUCUGUUCUUGGUGGCUCUGCUCAAAACGUUGCUAUGCUCAUCAUUGCACGUCUCUUGCUUGGCGUAGGAGUUGGAUUCGCUAAUCAGUCGGUUCCUCUGUAUCUCUCCGAGAUGGCGCCGGCAAAAUACAGAGGAGCAAUCAGCAAUGGUUUCCAGCUCUGUAUCGGAAUUGGAUUUCUAUCUGCAAACAUAAUAAACUACGAAACCCAAAAGAUCAAACACGGUUGGAAAAUCUCAUUAGCCACAGCCGCAAUUCCGGCUUCAAUACUCACUUUAGGCUCACUAUUUCUCCCGGAAACGCCAAACAGUAUCAUCCAGACCACCGGAGAUGUUCACAAGACCGAGCUUAUGCUUUGCCGUGUCCGUGGAACUAACGACGUUCAAGAUGAGCUUACUGAUCUCGUUGAAGCGAGUUCUCGUUCUGAUACAGAUUCAAACGCGUUUGUGAAACUGCUUCAAAGAAAAUAUAGGCCUGAGUUAGUGAUGGCUUUGGCGAUACCUUUCUUUCAGCAAGUUACUGGAAUCAAUGUUGUUGCUUUCUAUGCACCGGUUUUGUAUAGAACCGUUGGGUUCGGAGAGAGUGGUUCGUUAAUGUCCACGCUCGUGACCGGAAUCGUGGGAACCACGUCGACGUUCUUGUCGAUGCUUGUUGUAGACAGAAUCGGUAGAAAGACUCUGUUUUUGAUUGGAGGGUUUCAGAUGCUUGUGUCGCAAGUUACCAUCGGUGUGAUCAUUAUGGUGGCUGACGUCAACGACGGUGGGAUCGAGGAAAGGUAUGGUUACGCGGUUGUGGUUUUGGUGUGUGUCUACGUGGCGGGGUUUGGUUGGUCGUGGGGUCCAUUAGGAUGGCUUGUACCGAGUGAGAUUUUUCCGUUGGAGAUAAGAUCGGUGGCGCAGAGUGUGACGGUAGCAGUGAGUUUUGUGUUUACUUUUGCGGUAGCUCAAAGUGUACCACCGAUGUUGUGUAAGUUUCGAGCUGGGAUUUUCUUCUUUUAUGGAGGGUGGUUGGUGGUGAUGACGGUGGCAGUGCAGCUGUUUUUGCCGGAGACUAAGAAUGUUCCGAUCGAGAAGGUGGCUGGACUUUGGGAGAAGCAUUGGUUUUGGAGGAAAAUGACGAGCAAGCGUGAUAUCCAAUAAACCACCAUACUUGGGUCUUCUUAGCCGUUGAAAACUGAUUGAAUUGCUACAUCGAUACUUUCGCCAACAAAUUAUAUAAAUGACUAGAUCAAAU